GAACCGAAAAUAGUAUAAACACGUUUUUAGUCCAUUCGUGGGAGCCAUACUGAAUAGUUUUAUCAGCUCAAUAUGCGGACUUAAAGCUUCAAGUUUUUGCCGUGUCCUUCCAAUUACUCAAACGUACGCACCGGAAAUAAAUUUCGCAGACGAUAUAAAAAAUGAAUAUGAUAUUUUUGCGGUUGACCGUGUUGAUUUUAGCGAUACAUUCUUCCAGUAACGUUUUCGACUCGGCAACCGCAACUGUCUUGUCUCCACUGCUCAAAAACUCUUCAUUAGACACACCAACAACAACAGGUACAUCAGCCAGCAUAACCAUUAGCCCAAAUUCCUCAGAGAGAUCGGUAGAUUCAGGGGAAACGAGCGCGGCGGACGAUGGAAAUAACGAGGAUGUAAACGAGAGUAGUUUAAAAGACUUGUACGAAGACUUAGAGGAAACGAUAGUAUUUGAGGAUUCAGAACAUGGCGGUCAAGAUGAAGUGUCGGGAGCAUUAGUUGGUCAAAUACCAAACGAAUUAAUUGAGAAUAAUGCCGCCGUGAUACCUUUAAGCGGGUCAGAUGAUAAAAAAUCUUCAGAACAUGAUCGAGUUAGGAACACAACAGUUAGUACCAGAGACAGUGUAACUGCUGGUAGUAAUCCUGUAGUGCAAAAGAUAGUUAAGUUUCCAGAGUACGUCAAAUCGUCGAGCUAUCGCAAGGGAUGGUCAGUUUCAAAUGUAACACGACCUGAAGCACUUUUUCAGUUUUGGGAACCAUACGAGUCCGUUACGACUUUAAAUUUAUCAGAAGACUGUGCCAUACAUAUGGAACUGUUUCAAACUGCGCUAAGAACAGGCAAGAUGUGGGCCUAUAAAAUGGCUGAUGCAAGUGGACAUUAUGGAGGCGGGUACUUUUGGGGAAAUACAUUUUGGCUGGGAUCAAAAAGCUUAUGUUCUGAAAUAUCUCAUUACGAUAAAGACUUACCAUUUAAAAUUGGUUUUAAUGUUGUUCGCACAUACAUUGCACUCAAAUCUCCAAUUAAUGUUACAGAACGAUAUCAACAUAUAGGCUUAUGUUUACCCUAUGCUUGUACUGCUACCGAUGUUAACAAAUUAGUCAGUCAUUCUCUUCAACAUGACAUACCUGAGCGAAAUGCGAAUGUUUCUAAAGUCAAAUCUCCACGUGAAUAUUAUGAUAUUUAUAAAGAUAGGACAUUCUGGUUACUCGUCAUUAUAUCUGGCUUAACUGUUAUACUUCUGGCAUUAGGCACAAGCUUAGACUAUUAUUUGGAAAAUAAUGUAUGCAAAAAAGUUAAUGGAUUUAUGUUUGAUAAUUACAAUUUUACAGUUAAUCACAAAAAACUCCAACCACUAUCUGAACAUUCUAAAAUAGAUAUUGAUCCCGUUCCCGGCCAAAACAUUGAAGUAGCCUCAGAGAGUAUACCAGGAACAUGUUCAAUUGUAGAUAUGCUUUUGUCUUUUUCUAUUCGUAGAAAUCUUAAACAAAUAUGUGACAAAACAAUUGGUGAAGAUACUAUAUCCACAGUACAUGGUAUAAGAUCUUUAAGCAUGUUUUGGAUUGUUUUAGGUCACGUUUGCAUAGUGUCAUUUAAAUAUUCAGACAAUAUGGCAUUUCGUACUGUAGUCGAACGUGAAUUACUUUUUCAACUAAUCAAUAAAGCAACAUUUUCAGUUGACACUUUUUUUUUCAUAAGUGGACUUUUAGUAUCAUUUUUAUACUUUCGUACAACGGCUAAAGUUGACGUUAACAAAUUGACCAAAGCUACUGGUUAUCUAUCUAACUUCAUAGAGUUCAUUGGGUUGUUGGUGUAUCGAUUCUGCAGACUUACUGCUCCAUAUUUUUUUGCAUUGGGAGUAGUUCAAUUAACAAUGAAAUGGUUCCAUUAUAAUUCUGUGUUUGAUCCUCCAACAGAUGAUCACAUAAAUUGUCCUAAAUAUUGGUGGAGAAAUUUGUUGUACAUCAAUACUCUUUAUCCAGUUCAAGAUAUGUGCAUGCUUUGGAGUUGGUACUUAGCUGAUGACACGCAGUUUUACAUACUUGGAGUAAUACUACUAAUAUUAUCGGCACGGUAUUUUAAUUUUGCAGCCUUCACUCUUGUUCUAUGCACAGUUGCUUCAUGGUUCACCACAGGUUACAUUGCGUACACCAAUAAACACAUGCCCAAUAUUGAUGAUCCAUUAGCUUUAUUCGAUAAGAUCUACGACAAACCAUGGACUAGAUUAAGCCCUUACUUUGUCGGUAUGGCUAUUGGAUGGAUAUUGUUUAAAACUGAAUGCAAAAUAAAAAUGAAUUCUCUAACAAUAUGUAUGGGUUGGGCAGUAUCUUUGGCCACUCUCGCUAGUCUGAUAUUUGGCCUUCAUCAAGUUGAAUUGCAUCCAAUUAUAGCUGCAAUGUAUUCUUCGUUAAGUCACACUCUCUGGGCACUAUGUUUGGCUUGGGUAGUUGUUGCUUGUGCUACUGGAAAUGGAGGAUAUGUGAAUAAAUUGCUAUCGUGUAGUGUAUUAAUACCAUUCAGUCGUACAACAUAUUGUGCAUAUUUAGUACAUCCAAUAGUUAUCAGAUACGCAAUUAUGAAACGUGACAGUCCAUUCCAUCUGACAAUAGAAUCUGUGACUCUCAUGUUUUUGGGACAGUUAGUUGUUUCCUACUUUUUUGCAUUUUUACUAUCGAUUGCCUUCGAAGCACCUUUUGUGUCUUUACUGAAACUUGUAUCACCUACAAAACGAAAUAACUGACUGUGUUAAUUUUAAGUUCAAUUUGUUUCAUCGAAUUAGAAGUUCAAGUGAUAAGCCACCGAAUUAUUUAAAACU
Daktulosphaira vitifoliae (grape phylloxera) is the source of this 2810-nucleotide messenger RNA. Its product is annotated as nose resistant to fluoxetine protein 6-like. Gene Ontology annotation, molecular function: acyltransferase activity, transferring groups other than amino-acyl groups. The record is from RefSeq and is a predicted model, not a curated record. The coding region runs from base 162 to 2735 and encodes 857 amino acids. NCBI's taxonomy places the organism in Eukaryota, Metazoa, Arthropoda, Insecta, Hemiptera, Phylloxeridae. The transcript is spliced from 15 exons.